CGGGGCUAAGUCAAGUUAGCCUGGGCCAGGUUAGGCUUUUGGAUCGCCCUCAUUGUGUCCUGAUUAAGUAUACAGGAAGCGAUAGCCAUUGGACGUCACGCCAAGCUAUAUGAAAGUCGAACAAAAAAAAGUCUUACUAGCUUGAGUCAUUUAUAUAUAUAAGAUCAACCGAUCCGACAUUAGAUUUUUUAUUCUGACUGCAGUGCGUCCGACAUCGUUUUGCAGGUUUUUAAAAAGAGUCCAGGAGAGCAAUAAGCGCCAAUCAAUCCAUUGAAAACUAUACUGUGAUUUAAAGAGAUUUUUCCACCCUGAACGGCAUGUAAAAGUCCCAAGAUGGUCAUUUCAAUUACAUUGGACGCGAUUAACGAGACCGGAAACAAACAAGGAUAUCCCACAGGACCGGCGAAACUGGGAUUUUUCGUAGAGGGAGAAACUAAAACUGCAGCAGAAAACGUUUUUGUGCUCGUCGUGCACUACGACUUCAAAUAUGGUGUGGGAGAAUGGCCACGGCCCGGUGACGAGCAGGACGUGGAAAAUUUAAGGAAAACUUUUGCCGAAAACAGAAACUGCGCAUUCCGCGAAUGUUCACCGAAAAGAGAGGACCUUCUCGCUCUGCUUCAAGACGAACAAAAACUGAAGAGAUUCUUCAGAGCCUCUGAAGUACCAGAUGUUUUCUUUUUGAUCAUUUUAUCACACGGAGCAGCGGACGGAGUGAUUUUUACGGACACUCAUCGCAGCCCAGGUCCAAACGAUUACGAAUAUUUCACCACAAGAGAACUCUUCAAAUCACUUAAAAAUACUUUUCCAAAAAGCUUGAAAACGGUCAUCCUCGGGCCAUGCAGAGGUCUACUAGAAGACGUCCAUCCCUCUCAAGUUAGAGCAGGCGGGAAAAAUGAACCUCAGGAAAGUCAAAACCCAACCAGAGUUUCCUUUGAGCCGAAAAUGCGCAACCUGACCAUCUUAUAUUCUACUGUUGAGACAACAUACUCGGCCAGAAAUGAAGGCGCCGGCACCUGGCUGAUCAAAUUUCUGUGUAACGAAUUGAAUGAAAUUCGACAAGACCAAGGACUAGUACAAUUUUUGACCGGCGUUCAGAACAGGAUUCACCGAGAGUCAUUUGGUUUACACGAACAGACUGGUCAGACGCCGGAAUUUAAAUUUUUCCCUUGUGUCAGAAAAUUCGUAAUCAGAGCCCUUCCAUCAUCUGCUUCUAAAAUCGGUACAAACUCAAAUAGUAGGAAAAUAGUCCGAUUCGUAGAGAAGCCGCGGUCGAUUCACUUUGAUUGGAUCGAUCCACAAACAGAUAAGGUUCUCAGAGGCAGGAGAGCAUUAAUUUUCCACCAAGGGGAAGAAAAUAAAUUGAUGAAAAAAUUAGACUCUGUCCUGGUAAUGAAUUUGGGCUUUGAAACAACUAGAGCGAAACUUGACAAGGAUGGGCUAAAUUACUACUUCAGUCAAUCACACAAAUCUUGGACUGAUUACGGGUGUUUCGCUGCCUUCCUUUUUGCCAAAGUUACAGAGCAAGAGGAGGGAGAAGUUUGCAUUAACCUUAAUGAAAACAAGAAAAUACCAAUUGGCGAAUUGAUCCAUAGAUUGCUUGGGCCGAAAAACACUGACUGGGUUGGAAAACCAAAACUCUUUUUCCUUAUUGACACACAAGUCGCGGCAACUGACAGCACACCAAAGGCAAAAAGCACAAAAGCGGUUGACACAUUCAGAGUGACCAAUCACAGCGGAUGGCUCUUGUUUGUUCUUCGAAAUAUGAACUCGCUCGAAAAAUUCGUCGACAUCUUCCAGAACCAGGAAAUCAAGAGAACGAAAAGCCUUCAAGAAAGCCUAAGCGAUUUAAUCGUGGAAAAGAAUAUUGGAAUUAAAACUCCCAAGGCGAUGAUGGUUUCAACUUUGCCUCACCUGUUGUUUUUCCCAAUUUUAGAGAGAAAUUUUAUACAGCCGGAAUUCCGUGUGGAAGGAAAGGGAUUUCAAUCAGAGAAAGAAGUGGAAUGGAAAGAUUUAUUGAAAUCAGAAAAAAUCAAAGAAUCAAAUUGUAUUUGGCUUUUGUCAUCGGUUCCAGGAUCUGGAAAGUCGACGGUGAUGCGCGAGUUGGCUUUUGAAAUGCAAAGAACAUUGAAAGGCGAAAUCAAAGUCUUCCGUGUUGUUCUUUAUGACACUUUUGAUCUUUUCUCUGCUGCUAAAAAGAAAAGAAAAGUUCCGUCACUUGCUUCGGUUGUUUCUCACGCGACCGGAAACCGAGAGAUGGAAAUUCAGAAUCUUAUCGAGCAGAAAAAAAUCAUGUUGAUGUUUGACGGAUUUGACGAAAUUUGCCCCUUUAACCGAGAUCAAGUGCUUCAAAUUUUUACAGAAGCAGUGAAGGAAAAAGUUCCCAUUUGGAUUUCGACGCGACCGCACGAGGAAGCCGCGAUUCGUGCAAAGCUCGAAAAGGGAAACCGAGUUUCCAGAGUACAAAUUAUGCCUUUGGAUUUGAAGAAGCAAAUUGAACAUUUGAUGAUGAUUUCAAACAAAUGCGAGGAGGAAUGCACACGUCAGAUCACUUUCUACAGAGAAAAUGGCUUGGAAGAUAUUCUGAGAAACCCUCUUCACUUGAAAAUGAUCGCAGAACUCCCAGCUGAGUCAGAUUACAAACAAGGGACAAACUUGUACGAAAUGUACGAAAGAAUUGUGCAUAAAAAAAUACGGCUCGCGCUGACCCAUUUUAGUGGUCCUUUAUUAGAGAAAGCGCUGAUCUCUGGUGAAAAGGAACUGAAAAUCGCUGCAGCUCAAUUUCUAUGCAACAGGAAAAGUGAGGUUUUGAAAAAUACCAACAACGAAAUUGUUACAAUCGGCAACGGACGCGCCCAGUUCGUUCAUCAAACGUUUGCUGAAUUUCUCGCAGCUGCGCAUUUUGUCGAUUGUUUGUUAAAGGAAGAAGAAGAAAUGCCCUUUGAUAUUUUUAAAGAUGGAUUCCGUCAGGUCCGCAAGUUUGCUGACAUGAAAGUUUCUACGAUUAGUGAGAAAUCAAAUUUUCCCACGAGGAUGGAAAGUUACUUGAAAAAAUUACUAACAAAAUCGAUUCUCAAAGAUAUAAUCUUGAAAGAAAAACUCGGCUUUUUUGGUACCGCAGCCGCCAAUCUUGUUACUUUCAAUCCGACUAAAUCAAAAGGAUUGAAUUUCGUUGCUGACCAAAUUUUGGAGUUGGCCAGUUCAGAAAAUGAAAACUUUGCACUUGCCCUAUUAAAAAAUGGCGCAUAUGAAAAUUUGGCAGAGCCAAACACAGCUGCUGUAAAAAUUCUCGUAAAUGCAAUCGAAAAUAAUUUUGCUUAUCUUUUUACCGCGAUAAGUGAAAAAUGUGCUAAUUUGAUAGAGUUAGUUUGGAACAAUGAAACAAUUAGGGAAGCAGUGGAAAAAGCUUGCAAAAAAAAUUAUCGAAAAGUAUUGAGGCUGGUGUUUGAAAAAGGAAUCAUAGGUUCAAAUUACCAAGAUGCUUUAAACGUGGCACUGAAAUCUGCUGUUCAGGAAAACAGCACCGAGUGCGUUGAACUUCUGAUUAAAAACGGCGCUCCAACCGCCGACUUUGAUGAAGAUGACUUUGAAUAUUUAAACAUAAAAACGACGGAAGCGAUGCUCAAGACAAAGGACGAGCCCGUGUUAAAAUUGGCAUCAAGAAUUUUCAAUCGUUCCAUCGAAAGUGCAAAUGCCAAAGUGGCAAAGUUUUUGUUUGAUAAAUUCAGUGAUGUGGAAAAUGCAGAGUUUGAAGUGAGCAGCAGAGCCUUAAUUGAUGUAGCAAGGUGGAGCCAUGAUUACGAAACAGCGCAAAUGUUGUGUCACUGGCUUCUUGAAAAACGUGGUUUCCAGGUACGUGAAAAAGACAAAUAUGGGCGGAACGCUUUUCACUGUGCAGUAGAAAAGGGAAAUAAAGGUUUGGUAAAAUAUUUCCUUGAAAAGGACCCUGCGCUCACCAAGACUUUAACAAAUGAAGGAGAAAACGCCAUGCAUUUAAUUUUAAGAGCACUUGAUUCAGAAAGGAAAAUUGAAAUGUGCAAGUAUUUAAAUAAUCUUGAUGCUGAGAUGGUGAAGCAAAAAAAUGCGCAAAACAAAACAAUUCUCCAUUUGGCUGCACAAGUUGGAAAACUUGUUUUGUGCGAAUGGUUGGUGGAAGAAAUUGGACUUGAGGUGGACGCUGUUGACGAUUGCGGAUGGAACGCUAUGCAUUUUGCUGCUUCUGAUUAUAACGUUGAAAUAAAACUCUUGGAAUAUUUGCACGAAAAAAGUCCGCAAUUGAUCGAGAAGAGGACCAACAAAAAUGAAACUGCAUUGCAUCUUGUGGCCAAGAAUGAAGAGGGGAAAGUCAACAUUUACAACUGGUUCGUCAAAAAAGGCGUCGAUGAAUCAGUGCAGAAUUCGGAAGGAAAAACUGCUUUGCAAGAGGCUCAUGAAUAUUUUCUUACAGAAUUCAAGUUAAAAAAAAAAAACCAAUGGGUUCUCCAAUAAAUGUAAAAUUAAUAGUUUAACUUUCUUUGGCGCUUUAAACAAAUAAAUUAGGCAAACUAACUUUAUAGAUUGAAGGAUUGAAGGAUGUUUUUUUUUAAGAAAUAAAAGAUAAUCGAAGAUGAUUUGUUUUUAUUCAGUUGUUCGCCAUUUAAAAAUUUGUGGCUUUUGUUUUUUUAAAGACCUAUCUUUCUAAAAACAAAAAAUAUAUUACGUGUGUUUUUUGUUAAAUGUCAUUAAAUGAAUACUUGCAAAGUCAUCCCGUUGCAGGAUUCGAACCUGAACCAAGCUGAGACACGCACGUACGCAGUGCAAAAAUUUAAAACCAGCUCAACGUGCUACAAGUUACGCUAUCUUUUGUCGUUUAGUAUAUUAAAUUGGAUUACGUCAUCAAGUUAUUUGUAAAUGAGCAAAUGAGCUUUUAA
Molecule: messenger RNA, 4907 nt
Organism: Neocloeon triangulifer
Lineage: Eukaryota; Metazoa; Arthropoda; Insecta; Ephemeroptera; Baetidae
Exons: 11
Coding region: 334-4485 (1383 amino acids)
Biological process (GO): proteolysis
Molecular function (GO): cysteine-type endopeptidase activity; protein binding
Source: RefSeq, a predicted model, not a curated record